AUGGACGACGAUCACGGCCGCAAGCGAAAGCUGCCGCCGGGACUUGCGCCACCGACCUAUCGAAGUGACGAAGUCGGGGCAUCGUCAGGGAGUGGAAAGGCAACUCCAUCGUUCUCCAUCGGUAUGUCGAAGAAAUCCAGGUUUGAUCGGGAGAAAGAGCUGCGUGAGCAGAAGCAAAAGGAAGCCGACGAGGAGACAAAGAAAGCGUACGCGUCGUUCGUGGCAUCGUUCGACCAAGACGACAGUGGACCGCGCUUUGUGCCUUCAGACGAUCAUGCUGCUGCUACCACGUCCAAACCUCGGCCGUUCUCGCUCACUCCCCCACCCUUGUCGCGUCCACAGGCAGGAGGUCCUCCGCGCCAUCAACCGUUCCCGCCGCCACUGGUGUCGCGGCCCCAACCGCCGCCGCCGACUCACAUACCCGCUGCUCCAAAGGACGUGGCAGCGAAGAAACCUGCGCCGUUUGCGUUCGCCAUGGACGACGACGACGACGACGUGCCACAGGUGAUCCCCAAGCGCAAAGCUCGCGAAAUGGAUCGUUUUCUCGAGGAAAUCAAAGACAGUGGCUUUGAGCCUGUGGCCGCGUCUCCAUACGACACUGGCGCCGAUGAGGACAGCACCAAUUUGUACGUGAACAACUUGGCGCCGUCCGUGACCGAGACCCAGCUACGCGCACUAUUUAGUGCCCAUGGCCCCAUCUACUCGAUCAAAGUCAUGUGGCCCCGCACCGAUGAAGAGCGCGCUCGAGGUCGGAACUGUGGCUUUGUGUGCUUUUGCAAGCGGUUGCAUGCCGAUUCUGCCCGCAUUCACCUGCACGAAACCAAGCUGGAAGGACUCGAAAUCUCUGUGAGUUGGGGCAAGGCGGUGAAAAUGGACCCGGCCCUUGUUGCAGGCAUCACCUAUCUUGGUUCCACCCCCUCGACCUAUCUUGGUUCCACCUCCUCGACCGCUUUUGGCCCCGCCCCCUCGACCACUCGUGUCCCGCCUUCGACCGUGAUCGUGGAAAUCCCGGCCGACAAAGAACUCACGGCCCUGAUCAAUUACGUGGCACGCUGUGUGGCCCGAGACGGCCCCAAGUUUGAAGACCUGAUGCGGCGGUCGCAACUGGAUGCAAAAUAUGACUUUUUACGGGCGCCCCCGACAUCGAGCUUGUUUAUUUACUACAAGUGGAAGGUGUAUUCCUUGCAAAUGGGAGACACUGAUACGACGUGGCGGACGAUGGGGUUCCAGAUGGUCCCGAACGGAUCGAUGUGGAUUCCGCCGCCAAAUCCGGACGGAGAUGCGCCGCCGCCGUCCACCAACCAUCCCCCCAGUGACACAUCGUCGUAUCAGCGCAGCCCUACCAACAACCCCAACAUCAUCAUGACUGGCCAGCAGUUGGCAGCUGCCAAGGACAGGGAAAAGGGCCACCGCGCCAGGUUUGAAUUGUCAGGGCGUGAAUACGACACAUUGUGUUCAUAUCUUGAAGACGUGACCAUCGACCGGCAGUCCAUCUGCGACGUGAUGGCAUUUGCGCUCGACCACUCCGAGUGCGCCGUGGACAUUUCAUCUACGAUCGUCCGGUCCUUCCACGUCGGCGACUCCCGCGAGUCCAAGCGUGUCCAUCGUCAUGUGCCUGCCAUGGCAUAUGUGGCGCGCCUGUUUGUUGUGUCGGACAUUUUGCACAACUCGAGCGCGCCGCUCAAGAAUGCUUCCCUGUAUCGCACCCAGUUUGAAGAGACUUUGCCUGAUAUCAUGGACACACUCAACGCCGUGGGCCACGCGAUCGUCGGGCGCAUGUCGUAUAACGCCAUGCGCGACAAGGUGCUCAGUGUCCUGCAUGCGUGGGGCCAGUGGAGUCUGUUCCCGCCCCCGUAUCUCAUAGGCCUAAACGCAACGUUCUUGCAAAAAAGCCGUGAAGUAGAGGAAGACAUGGACGUCGUGUGCGCCGCCAUGGACGCCGACACGUUGGCGUUGAACGACGAGCGACUCAAACGCAAGUGCCGCCAUGCGGGGCUCGUUGCCGCGGGAUCCAAGCACGACAUGUACCGACGGCUGUACAUGCUCAAGAAGUUUACAUCUGUCGGAGAUGGACGCCGUCAAGAUGAGAUUGACGACGAGGAUGGGGAUGUGGAUGGUGAACCCAUGGAAGAAGACGAAGAUGACAUUGACGGCGUGCCAUUAGAUGACGAUAUUGACGGAGUGCCGCUAGAUGGAGACGACGACGUCGACGGUGAACCCAUGGACAUGGCCGACGAUUGA
Aphanomyces astaci is the source of this 2241-nucleotide messenger RNA. RefSeq lists its product as hypothetical. The transcript is spliced from 9 exons. NCBI's taxonomy places the organism in Eukaryota, Oomycota, Saprolegniomycetes, Saprolegniales, Verrucalvaceae. Gene Ontology annotation, molecular function: RNA binding. Gene Ontology annotation, biological process: RNA processing. Bases 1 to 2241 code for a protein of 746 amino acids. The record is from RefSeq and is a predicted model, not a curated record. Gene Ontology annotation, cellular component: nucleus.